AUGAGAUGUCGGCAAAAGACAGAAAAGAGAAAAGAUGGGAAAAUUCUCAACUCCCUCCAUCUUCAGUAUAAAAGAGGGAAGAAAAAGAGGGAGAGAAACGAAGAGAAGAUGGGUGCAGAAGCAAAUGGCGGCGAGAGGCAACUGAAAUUUAUGAUCUACGGUCGAACAGGUUGGAUUGGUGGUUUACUGGGGAAGCUGUGCCAAGAGAGAGGCAUCCAAUAUCACUACGGAAGCGGAAGAUUGGAGAACCGAUCGUCCUUGGAGGCGGACAUUACGGCGGUGAACCCCACCCACGUGUUCAACGCCGCCGGAGUCACCGGUAGACCAAAUGUGGACUGGUGCGAGUCUCACAAGGUUGAAACCAUCCGCACCAACGUUGUGGGCACUCUCACCCUGGCCGACGUCUGCCGUCAAAAAAAUCUGAUUCUCAUAAACUACGCCACCGGCUGCAUCUUCGAGUACGACUCCUCCCACACCCUCGGAUCCGCCGUCGGCUUCACGGAGGACGACACUCCCAAUUUCACCGGAUCCUUCUACUCCAAGACCAAGGCCAUGGUGGAGGAUCUACUUCGGAACUACGACAACGUGUGCACGUUGCGCGUGAGGAUGCCCAUUUCCUCGGAUUUGUCGAACCCACGUAAUUUCAUCACUAAGAUCAGUCGAUACGACAAGGUUGUCGACAUUCCGAACUCCAUGACCGUACUGGACGAGCUGCUCCCGAUCUCGGUGGAGAUGGCGAAGAGGAAUCUGACUGGGAUCUGGAAUUUCACGAACCCUGGAGUGGUAAGCCACAACGAGAUUCUGGAGAUGUACAGGGAGUACGUGGAUCCUAGCUUCAGGUGGAAGAACUUCAGUGUGGAGGAGCAGGCGAAGGUUAUUGUUGCCCCCCGAAGUAACAACCACCUUGACGCCUCUAAGUUGAAGAAGGAGUUUCCUCACCUUUUGUCCAUCAAGGACUCUCUCCUUAACUACGUCUUUCUCCCCAAUCACAAAACGCCUCCAUAG
Molecule: messenger RNA, 1005 nt
Organism: Sphenostylis stenocarpa
Lineage: Eukaryota; Viridiplantae; Streptophyta; Magnoliopsida; Fabales; Fabaceae
Source: the annotation of a GenBank genome assembly